GAAAACGGAAAAGAGAAAGACAGUAGGACAGAAAGGAAGGCAGGAAGGAAGGAAGGAGGGAGGAAAGAGAGAUUGAACGAGAGCACGAGAGAUAGAUCGAUUGCAGAGGUGGAGCUCUGUGCGGGUUCACAGGGUGACAGAAGAGUGAGGAAGAGAGAGGGUGGAGUGAUCGAGAGAGUGUGUGGAGGGGGUGGACGACACACUGGUGAGCCCUGGCCGAUCUGCAGGAGCUGCCUGUGGUGGUUUUCUGGAAGAGUGCAUCUGUGUCACCUACUUUUUGCCCCUGGCAGAGGCCUGCUCCUCCGAUUGACGGCAGAAGCAGGGGCUGUGGACACUGACCAUCGAUGCCAAAGAUGAGAGACAAUGAGUUGUCCAACGGGGGACUGGAGAGCCCGGCCGACGAAGAGGAGGAGGGGGAGGAAGAGGAGAAGGAGAUCACCGUCCCGAACCCCUCCAGCCCCACGCUCUUCUCGCCGCAGCUGAAGGCCAUGAUGCGGAUACGGAACAAGUACCAGGCGCUGAAGAAGCGGCGCAUCAGCGCCAACAGCGCGGCGCCGGCGUCCCCCAGGGCCAACGCGCCCGAGGUCUUCACCUUCGAGCAGCUGGCGGCGCAGAAGAAGAAGAGGAGGAGGAAGUCCCGCGUGCUCUUCCCCAGCGACAGCCGCAAGUUCCUGCCCAAAGAGAAGGAGAGGAGUCGCGCCAAGCCCUUCCUGAUCCUCUUCAGCAUCAUCGUCUUCCUCCAGGUUUACAAUGCCAUUGAGAACCUAGAUGACCACGUGGUAAAGUAUGACCUGGAGGGCUUGGAGAAGACCUUGGGCAGGGAGGUGUUCGGCCAGAAGCGAGGCGUGGAGACCCUGAUGGAGCACCUGCGAGACUACCUGUCCACCUACUCCCACAAGCGACCGCUGGCGCUGUCCGUCCACGGGCCCAGCGGCGUGGGCAAGAGCCACCUGGGCCGCCUGCUGGCGCGCCACUUCCGCUCGGUGGUGGGCGACCAGCUGGUGGUGCAGUACUUUGCCCUGUACAACUGCCCGCCGUCGGAGAGCCCCGGGCAGUGCGCGGCGGACCUGACGGCCCGCGUGGCCCAGGUGGUGGCCCGCGCCGAGGCCGACGAGCGCGUCCCGGUGGUGGUGCUGGACGAGGCGCAGGCCAUGCGGCCGCCCGUGCUCGACGCCCUGCUGGAGCUGCUGCGGCCCGACCAGAGCAACGAGUUCCUCAACGUGGUCUACGUGCUCCUCGGCAGCCUGGGCCACGAGGAGAUCGUCCGCCACGUCCUCCAGAACUCUUCCUCCUCCUCCUCCUCCUCCUCCUCCUCCUCCAGCUUCUGGAAGGGCCAGGAGGACGACAUGGAGGACGUGAUCCGCGGCAGCCUGGCCGAGCAGCACCCGCUCUGGGCCGAGAUGGACGUGGUGGCCCUGACGCUGCUGGAGAAGAGCCACGUGGUGGAGUGCUUCCUGGAGGAGAUGACGCGCGAGGGCUUCUACCCUGACCUGGGGCACGUGGACCAGCUGGCGGGGGAACUGUCCUACUACUCUGCCGGGGGACGACAGUACUCACAAAAUGGCUGCAAGCAGGUGGUUGCCAAGGUGAACCUUCUGUGAGCGCAGCCAUUUUAGUAUGCAUGCAUCUGUAUGUGCCUAAGGUAUAUAUUUAUAUAUAUAUAUAUAGUGUGUGUGUGUGUGUGUGAGAGAGAGAGAGUAUACUGUAUGUCUCUGCCUGUGUGUGUCCAGAUGUACCUCAAUGUUAAUGUCAGUCUUUUUAAUCUCAUGACACAAAUUAUAUAAUGGCCAUUGACAUUCUAUUUUUGACAGCGAGCUUCAAUUCAUGUAUUUUUUUUUUUUAAUUCACAAAUGUGUUAUUGUUAUUAAACAUAGCA
Sardina pilchardus (European sardine) is the source of this 1876-nucleotide messenger RNA. It is a transcript of the gene tor4ab, whose product is annotated as torsin family 4, member Ab. Gene Ontology annotation, molecular function: ATP hydrolysis activity; ATP binding. Gene Ontology annotation, cellular component: nuclear envelope; endoplasmic reticulum lumen. NCBI's taxonomy places the organism in Eukaryota, Metazoa, Chordata, Actinopteri, Clupeiformes, Clupeidae. The record is from RefSeq and is a predicted model, not a curated record. The coding region runs from base 345 to 1601 and encodes 418 amino acids. The transcript is spliced from 3 exons.